Ochlerotatus camptorhynchus is the source of this 10039-nucleotide messenger RNA. It is a transcript of the gene mtgo, whose product is annotated as miles to go. Gene Ontology annotation, molecular function: protein binding. The record is from RefSeq and is a predicted model, not a curated record. The transcript is spliced from 6 exons. NCBI's taxonomy places the organism in Eukaryota, Metazoa, Arthropoda, Insecta, Diptera, Culicidae. The coding region runs from base 1009 to 5874 and encodes 1621 amino acids.
CUGCUCGGCUGCAGCGUUUUCUGAUACGUCAAUCCAUCAGCCAGUUUCACAAUCCACAAACUCUCUUCGUGUCAUCGUCAAAAGUAAAGUCAGUUCGAAAUCAGUGAGGAAAAAUUUGCAAUAUUCUGUUGGAAAUAGUGAUCGGAUCGGUUGAUUUCGUGUGAAAAUGUCUUGUGGAACCGGUCCGGAGUGUCGAGUGCUUUGUUCCGGCUGUUAGAACCAUUGUCCGUGUUGUGUGUCUCUGCGUAUCUGGUGAAGUUGAUGGUGAAUGUGAUCGUGUGUCCAGCAGCGACAACUGCUAGUAUCUCCCUAUCCAUCUUCGAAGCAUUCGUACAUGUGUGUCCGGUGUGAGCGCGCGUUGUACGAGCAAUUGGCCCCGAUAAUAUAGUACGAAUAUCAGCAAUCUUUCGUCCGUCGUCUUGUAUUAGCAGGCGGAAAAUGUGCGUAAUUGGAUCAUUUGCUAAUUGAUGGGACACGGCCAAAUGACGACAGCGGCAGCUUCAGCUACAACAGCCGGCGAAAACCACCGACUCCUAAGGGGAGCACUGUCUCCGAGGAAUCACUCGACGAUAGUGCGGCGUUAGUUCUUGCCGCCUCGAAGCUACGCCGGUCAUUUUGAAUUACGAAAAUAAUUGAAGAGUGAAAUCACCACCGUCGUUGAGAUAACGCAUUAGAAUAAGUGAAAGAGCUACUAAUUAUUCGAUCUAAUGUGCUGGUUGUGAAAUGUGUUGACCCUAAUAAGGAUAUCGAAUGCGCGGUUUUCAAAUGGUGUCGAACAGUUUGUAGACUUUGUGGAAGUGUUUAAGUUUAUCGUGAUCUUUUCGGUUGAUUUUGUUUUUGUUUCUACUUGUGGACAAAGAGUGCAAUAUUGAUAACUACUCGAGAAGAAAAGUUUAGAUUGAUAAGCUGGCUGCGAGCGUCAGAGCAAAACAGGAAGACAUAAUUGAAACUACGGACCGAACUGUUGGUGGUGGUGUGGGUGCCUCCUCCCAUAAAAAGCGAUUUUCGAUGGUAAAGGCACCUGUGUUACCCUCUGUGCCACAGCAGCAGCAACCACAGAUUUAUUGUCAAAAGGAGGUCAUCGGUCAGCAUCAGCAGCAGCUACCGCAGCAGCAACAUUUUCAUCAAUUUUCAUUUCCACCCCCGACAACGCAAUACUUCCAAAUAGGUUCGGUGAAGAAACAUCGUCGUCUCCAAAUGGCGACGGAACCACCGGGUGGCGGUGGCGGAGGUGGAAGUGGUGUUGUAUCGGUAACACUGACCCCGACAACUACAACCACAGCGGCCAUCGCAGUGGUAGCCCCGACUGCUCGAACCGUUCCGGUUUCGGUGGCUGCUUCGUCAGCUAAUGGAGGUGCUGGUGCAACGCAGAUUCUGUCCAUGCAGCAGGCAGCGGCCGCAGCAUCAGGAACAAAUCAACGGAUCCAACCGAUGCACCACAUCCAUCACCACCACCAUCAUCAGUUGAUCAAUGGGAUAGCCACGGUAGCAACGGCUAGUGCGGCGGCAGGAGCUGCGGCCACCAUUGCCGCUGCUACUGGUGGCCCGAUGCCGACAAAUGCAGCAGCUGCAGCUAAUGCCGCAGCGGCCGCAGCAUGGCCGAUCGUGGAACCGGUGUUUCAUUUUGGCCCUGGGUUUGAACCCCACUCGCGACCUUACUGCCCAGCACACCCACAGCCUUCGGAGCACGUGGUGCUCUUCCACGUCAGUCCGGGUGUAUCGGUGACAUUCCAGAUUGGCAACAGUCGUGAGAUCAUACGAGGUCCCGUCACCGUACCGAUGGUGUCACAAAACGGUACUCCUCCUAUGGCAAUGCCGGUGCAGGUUCCACCGGGCCACGUUAUGCAGCAGAUCGUCGAUGAGAGCGGUACCCUGCGGCAUGUGAUUCUAUCCACCCAGCAUCAGCAGUUGGGCCAAGGCGGCGUCCAGCAUCACCUGCAUGGACAUUUUAUAAAUGGCACUGCACCGCAGUUCUUUAACCCACUGGCAGCUGGUUACCAGGCUGGGCCGGGAUCCGGUGCGCCGCAUCUCUAUCAAACGCCCCUCAUGUCCAGUGCUGGAGUAGGUGCGGCCGCAGCAGCAGCGGCCGCAGCUAACGCAGGUGCUGGCGGGGCUGGUGGCGGCACCCAUACACUGCACACGCCCCAGUCGAACGUGACCCACUCGCCAUCGCCGCCACACUCCAACAACAACCAGUACCACAAGGAUGAACGGGCGAUGCGACAGCAUUCCAAGCUGGUGCGAAAGCUAGAAAAUCAAAAACAAAGGGAACUGAAUGCCUCCAUUGUAACGCCAAUCAAUUCUCCGCGAAAGCACACGGAAGUAAAUGGGAACGUACGCAAGCAGCAACUGCAGCAACAACAGCAGCAGCAGCAGCACCAGCAGCACCAACAACACCUUCAACAACAACAGCAGCAUCAACCGCAACACCAACCGCAGCAUCAACAUUUGCAGCAACACCAGCAUCUGCAUCCGAUAUCUGCCAUUCAACGGAACGGAACUGCAUCGGUGGCCACGUCGGAAGAUGGCGAGGAAUCUUCCAGCAUGCCCGAAGAGGAAGAUGACACGCAAGCAAUUGUAGAGCAUUUGAGUUCCGUGCAAUCACCGCAGGUGAAUGAAAUUACGUCCCGAUCGGCACUGUUCCAAUGGUCUGCUCCAAGUCCUCUGCCACCGAACGAAACGCUCCCGUUCAAUGUGCAGGAUCUUCACUAUGAAGUUCUGUUAAGCGAUCCGGGCAAGGAAAAUAAGUACAAGAGCAUUUUCAAAGGCAAUUCCUUGAGUUGUAUGGUUCAGGAUCUGAGGCCAGGCCAGGAGUACACGGUGAGAUUGCAGGUCUACUUGGAUCAGCUGCAUGGGUCACCGACGGAACCGACAGUGUUCCAAACACCUGCUUGCGAACCGGAUGUUCCCAAGGCCCCAACGUUAAUAGCUAGGACGAAGAAUUCCCUCCAGCUCCGCUGGAAUGCCGCAACCGAUAAUGGCGCGCACAUUACCAAUUACAUUCUUGAGUACGACAAUGGAAAGUAUAACGGAAUGAUUCACCUGAUCAAUUCCCAAAAUUGUGAUUUUGUGGAGGUUUGCAAGACGAAGGGAAAGCAAUUCACCGUUAACAAAUUGCAUCCCUCGACGAGUUACAUAUUUCGACUCUCGGCCGUCAACGAGUGCGGUCGAAGUGGGUAUUCGGAUUUGGUUAAGUAUAACACUGCCGGCAAUCCGCCAAGCCAACCGGCACCUCCGACGUUGCAACAUGCAACGGCAACCUCGCUCAAACUCGCCUGGCAGCGACGAUCGCCGAGCGAAGGAUUUACACUGCAGAUGAAUGACCUGGAUCAAGGUUAUGGGUAUAAGAAUAUCUAUACGGGACCGGACACGGUUUAUGAAUGCGUAGGUUUAAGACGAGCAACGACAUUCCAAUUUAGGGUUAAAGCCGAAAACGAAAACGGCAUGAGUCCAUUUAGCAAGGAAAUGGUGUUUAGAACUUUGCCAUCCUGUCCAAGCCGGCCGGCAAAACCACAGGUGAAGGGUAAAAUUCACGCUACGGCAUUUAAGGUCAAGUGGGACCCACCGGUUGAUACAGGUGGUGCGGAAAUCAAUCUGUACCAUCUGGAGAUUAGCUCCGGUGCUAUGUACGAACGGAUGUACAGUGGUAAGGAGUCGGAAGCGAUGAUCGAACGGCUCAGUCCAGGAACGACCUAUCAGAUCCGGGUACUUUGCGAAGGUCCCGGUGGAAUAAGUGCAUUUUCUGAUCCAAGUUUGGUAACGACUGAACCGGUAGUGCCACGGGCGCCACCCAGGCCGCACUGCAAUGGCGCUCCGACACCGUAUGCGGCUUGUUUGAUAUGGGAAAAGCCGGAUUACAACGGUGGUGCACCCAUUCUAGAGUACGAGAUGGAAGUGGAGAUGACCAACAAAAGUCGAAACUCUUGCUAUCGGGGCAAGGAGCAGUAUUGUGUGGUCAAAGACCUUAGGCCGGGUGAAAUGUAUACGGUACAGGUACGUGCAAUCAACCGUAUCGGAGCGGGCGAGUGGUCCGAAGAGUUUAGUUUCCAUGCUGGUGCAGCACCGCCCAAUGCUCCCAAGGAGCUUAGCAUUACUCUAAAAUCGCCAACUCAUCUAACUGUGAUCUGGGACGAACCGCACUGCAAUGGGGCACCAAUCAGCGAGUACAUCCUACAGUCCAGCACCUCUGCUGAUUUGUCACCGCCGCCGGAAGAGGAACGGGUCUUCCAAACCGUUUAUAAUGGCCUACAACGAAUGGCUGACCUGAAAAAUCUUGCACCUUUCACCAACUACCAUUUCCGGGUUUGUGCUGUCACUAGUGCCGGAAGUUCUCGCUAUUCUACCACAUUCUCGCAAAAAACUCCGGCUGCACCGCCAAAUGUCCCCGUUUUAGGGCAGCACAAAAUAACGGCCAGAAGUAUACUUAUUUGUUGGGAAACGCCCCAGUCCAAUGGUUCCCCAAUAGCCCAAUACAAAAUCGAAUGUGGCGACCGAGUUAUUACGACUGACGCUGCUUCGACUAUGUUCAGAAGAAGUAAUGAACAAGGGUCCGCCGGAAAGAACGACCAAGUGGACGAAGACGACGAUGAGGAAGAAGAAACUGAUGAAGACGAAGAGAAGGACGAUUUGGAGGAAAAUUCGUCGGAAGACACGACUGAAAGGACAGAAGCGAAUUUAGUAGAUGCUAGCACAAGCAGUAGCAGUAUGAACCCGAACCGAAAUGAAAUGCUAAUCGGUGAUCUGCAUCCGGAGACCUCCUACAAACUCCGGAUACAGGCCGUGAACGAGAUCGGAAGUGGUCCGUUUUCAUCAUUUAUCAAAUUUACCACUGCUCCACUGCCACCGAAACCACCAAAACUGGAAUGCAUCCAGUUCGGAUUUUCCCACCUGAAACUACGCUGGGGAGAAGGAAAGAAUUUAGCUGACCUCGCUCGGUACUAUGUCGAAAUGGAAAACAAUCGCACCGGUGAGUAUCAGAACGUACACACUGGAACCCGCAGCACCUGCAAAGUGAUGAAACUGCAUGAGCUGACUCCGUACACAUUCAGGAUAGCAGUCGAAACGAAACACGCCGGAAUGGGUGACUUUUCGGAGGAUUUCGUCUUUGUUACAUCGGCAGCGACCCCGAACAGCAUUAAGGCGCCACGAGUGUACAUUGAACCGCUGGGCGGUGGUGGCAGUGCCAACAGUUCGCCACAGCAUCCGCCAUCAUUAAAUGGUAGUGUGAGUAAUCUAACCGUUGUACAGGGAAGCACUCACUUGACGACGGGUGCUACGGUUUCAGCACCGGGAGCAUCUUUACUGACCAUCGAGUGGCAAACUAGUCGGAAUAACCCAUUCUCCGACCCGAUCGAGUAUGUACUACACAUGGGAAAGGCGAAGGAUCAAGAGUUUUGUGAGGUUUAUCGCGGACCCGAUACGAGGCACACCAUCCAGAAUCUAACCUUUGGUGUAGGCUACCUAUUCAAAGUGUGCCCAGUACGCAUCCGGUUCAACGGAGAGGAAAUCCAUGGUCAGUUUUCCCCGGUCCUGCACCAUCAGCUGACGCCACAUAGACCCUCAUUCGGUUCACAUUCCCGGCACUUGGCGCAUGAUGAAGUGGACGGUUCCGGUACGAAGGUCUACUUUGCUGGCAAUGUGGUCAACAGUCGAGGUGAACUGAUCCUCAACAAUUCCGGCAGUCAUCAUCAUUCCGGCUCAACCAUUUACGCAAAUUCAAAUGCCAGCACAGCACAAUCACUGCUCCAUCUACCGAAAGGUGGCAACUUGGUUAGGACGGUUUCGGAACUGCUGGAGACCGAUUCUAGCAAGGCAGUUGUUUGCGUUCUGGUGUUUAUCGUCUUAUCGGUAAUUGUUGCAGCUUGUCUGAAGUGAAGCGAUGACCAUAAGGAUUGGUUGUGGUAGGUUCUGUUGGAUAUUUCCAGGGAGUAACAUACAAAUAUAUAUUUGAUGGUGAUGAUUGUGUAGACACGCGAUGAAGGAUAAAUUUACACAUAUGCAUGUUAUUGUAUCGGGUUAUCUAUCUGACCUAUAGUACUACAACCUACGCCUUUCUCUUCUUGACGCUUUCCGAGCCCUCCAGAAGGGACCACAGGGAAAAUCCUACCGGGAGAUGAAAGCGAGUCGAGACAAACCUUUAUUAGCAGUGUAUUGCUAUCAUACAUUAUAGGUGGUCUUCGGCUAACCUUCCAAUUAUCUAAUCUGUCUGCAUCACAGAAAGUCUGGACAAUCGAAAGGCUGGUAACGCAAUUCACGGCUUUGUUAUCACUUGAAACUCUGAGUCCUCCAAGUGAGUGACAAAGCAUAAUCAAAAAGAUAUGCGAAACAACAACAGCAGCAUCGACAAAAACGAACAAAAGAAUCUGAAUAUGAAUAUUGGUGUCAUUGUUAUCACUGCUACUAUUAUUACUACCACUACUAUUGCUACUACUAACUACCAUUUACUACUGGAACAAAAUAAACAAACAAACAGAAAACUGAAAGUUCUAACAUCGUACAUACAUACACAUUGCAUUCAAACAAACAGACGACAAAAAAAAAGUCAUACAUCUUAGCUUCAUUGCUGUAAAUUGUGGAAAAUAGCAACAAGGUGAAGUUCUCCUCCAGUGUUUGGUCCUUGUCAAUAUAAUGAAGUAAUAAAACGAAGUAAAAAUGCAAUGUUCAAUUGCGACAGCAGUAGAGAUGGGCAACGCAUAAUAUUAUAUGUUAAAUUUGCUAUAUUGUUUAUGUUAUACUUAUUCUCAAUUAUGGAAAAAAAAAUGAAUCGAACAAGCAUAACAGAAAGAGAAAUAAAUAUAACAAAAAAGAAAUCGUGCAGGUUCACUAAAAACUGACUAGAAGAGGAGGAAUGAGCAGAAAACGAUAGAGUGUCCUUAUUAUACGCUUAGAGAACGAUGGAGAAGAAUCAACGCAAGAAUGGGUGGUGAUAAAAAAAUAUGUCCAAAAGUCGCAUAACUUUUUUUAGUUGUUCUUUGGUUUAGCACGCGAAGAAAGAAUCGCAUGAACUAGAGGAUCGUUUUUGUUUCUGGAUUGUUUUUGGUUUUGCAUGCAUUUUGGUUUGAGAAUAAGUAACAGAAACAUGCAGCGAAAGUAAUGAAAACGAUAACCAAGAGAAAGUAAUAGCCAAUAAACAAGGUAAUCUAUAGUAUUAUUAAUCAUAAAUAAACAAGAAACAGAUAGUAUGUUGCCGAACCAUGGGACAGGAUUGUGGUGGAAAAAGGAACGGAUGGAAUCGAAAUUACAUAGGCCUCUGAUGCAACGGAAAAAAAGAACAUAGCAACUGAUGAUGACGAUGAACCGCGCCGUCUAGAAGAACCUAUGUACUGUUUAAAUUUUGAAACACGUUCAAAUCAGGCAUCCAGAAGACCUACAGAAAAAUAUGCAGUAAGCAUUCUCAAACACACCCACAUACACACAUACAAGCAAACAUUUUCUCUCUAUUAUUAAUGCAAAGCAAAGUAACAAAAAUCCUUAAGAAUAUAAACAGCGCACUAAAAGCAUUCCAUAGAAGCUCUUUUUUAUUUUUUACUAUUUAUAAUUUUAUAACAGGCAGUAUACUUAGAACAAAAAAUCAAAACUAUAAACACCAUUAAUGUUAAUAUAAAACCGAUUUUAAUAUUACUACACACUAUUACACACAGCACACAAAUGCAAAAUGGAAAGCGUAGAAAAUAAAACCAGCAAACAGUUUAGAUCUGAUUUCAUCUAUAUUUUUUUUAUAAAACAUUUAAUUCCACACACACACACACACAUGGUUGAAAAAGAUGUCAGUAGAUCCAGUAGCACCAAUAUUUUCGAUAGUCUUCCAAAAGCAUAUUUAGUAUAUGAAUAAGGCUGGUGGGACACUACUUUCGCUUUUUUCUUUUUUUUUUUAUAUGAGGUUUCGAAAUAGAUUGUGGUAGAUGGAUUCGGUUUUUAAUUUCAAAUACAGUAUUGGCCUUUUCGAUAAGUUUUUGUGAAUCGAUUUUUCAAUUAUAAAUUGGUUCCCAUCGACGCCAAACAAACCUGGUCGGUACCUACCUAGUUAAAUCGGAAAGGAAACCAGAUCGAAACUUUUUUAACAUACAAGCUUUCAUGCCCAAAAAGUCCAAUAAAAUAUAUUUUCUGGCUUACUUUGUCCAUUAUUUCAAAAUCUACGCUGUCAUGGCGUACUUUGAAAAGCUUACCACACACAUACACACAGUUCUAAGUGCAAUUUUAUGUUUUAACUGUUGUUUUUUGAUUAACCGUCAUUGAAAGCAACAUUUAUUCAAGUAACCGCCUGCCUCAGCCAUCCACUGUCGGAUGGAAAUAAAGUGGAAAGUUGUUCAUUCCUCUAGAGCAAAGAAUUUAUAUUUUUCUUUAAAAAAAGUUUACUAGUAGAUAGAAUUUUACUAAAUCAAAAAGUACACCCAUGAAAAUAACGACAUGAGGAACAGAAUAGACAAACAGUAUGACACCCAAACGAUUGAUUUUUUUUUUGUCUUUACCUUGUUAAGUUUUACAACCAUUUGAGGACGUAUGCAAUAUGAUCUAUAAUAUAUGUAUGAGCAAUGCAUUUCUCUGUGUUUGCUAUAAUUUUCCCCCUUCAAUUCAAUAAAAAAUAAUUUAAUAAUUAUUUACAAAUUUAUUUUUUUCGUACCUACCGUUCUAUUUUUGCUCUUUACAUUUACAUUUUGUUUACGCUAUUUAUCUUGGCAAAACGUUUCACAUAGUUGUUCUCCUGAUAGUGAACAAAUCUUUUCAUUGGAAUCAAUUGAUAUGGAAAUCUGAUGGCUUUAAACUAUUUUUAUUAUGAUUAUUUUUAGAGAAUGGAAAAAAAUUGAAUGGCUCUCAUUCAUAAACAAUAACAAUGGUCCGUUACACUAAAAUAAAUAUAAAUUCGGGAACUAUUAGGAGAAAAAUACAUGUUAACAAGGCACAAUUGAAUGAUACAAAACGCAAACAAAAAAUCGCCUAAACAAUUGUUCAUUUACCUUAUUUUUGUUCUCCUUAUUGGAAACGUCUUAUUCAAUUUGUACAUAACAUGAGUAUUCGAACAAAGACAGAAAGAUGAAAUAAUCAUCCUGCUCCUGUUUUCGACAGCGUGAGUUGAAGUGGAAAAGUACAGUGCAAAAUGCAACGGAAAUCAAACGCCACAGGCGGUUUAAGUGAAUUCGGGAAAAACCGCAAGGGCCAGAUGAAAUAUUAUUGAUUGAUUGACUGGUUAGACGCAGUGGAAGAGAGGAAGUUUAAUAAGUGUAAUAAGCGAUGUGCGAGGAGAACGCAAAUCUAGGUUUCUUGUAUUCGUUCUACAAAAUGCAUGAAAGAAACGCAAAAAAAAAUCUAUAGAAUGAUGAUAAUGAUGAUACACAAACAAUUAACAAUUGAGAAAAACGUAAACAAAUAUUAAUAUUAAUAUGUAUGCAUAAUAACUGAUGGGGGUUAGUAGUAAUUGUAUAAAUUUUACUAAAACAUGCUCUAUUCGUUUAAAAUGAAAAAUAUUCAGAACAAUAUUUUUUUACAAAUUACCUUUUUAUCUCAUUUUUAUUACAAUUAUUAUGAUUUGUUUAUUAAAAAUGUUACAUUUUGUAUUUUUUUUAAAUCUAUUUUUACUUAUCUCUUUUCUAUAUUGAUCGAACAAAACUAUGAAAAACAAAACAACAAAGUAGGAUAGUGAUGAGAAAUGCAUAGGAAAAUAAAUGCGAAAACAAAUGGCACACGGUUGCGCGUGCAGCAGCGAAGAAACAAAUCUAGCAAAAGCCUGUCAUUGAAUGUUGAAGUCGAAAUGAACGAUUGAUUAAGAAAAAAAAAAUAGAAAACACUGAAACUGAUAAAUGAAGGAUGGCAUGAUGAUAAUAUAUGCUACUAUACACAUAUAGACAUCCAAUGGAAUAAUGUAUAACAAAAUAUUAUUGCAAGAACAACACACACACACACAUAUAUAAACAAUUAAAAGGAAAAAAUAAAUUAAAAAUAUAUAUGUUAAAAGUGGACAUUAAGUAUAUAAACAACAAAAAUAUCUUAAUAUAUAUAUGAACAAUAUUUAAUUUAACAGAAAUAUAUUUUAUGUAAAAAAUAA